GCUGCGUGUGACCUUCAGUCGCUAGUGUUACUUCGUUUGCUAUGGCUAUUAGGCCACUUCAUACCCCAAAGAUAAUCAAGAAGCAUCGCAAAAAUUGGCGUCGGCAUCAAAGUGACCUGUUCAAGCGUCUGGGAGAUAAAUGGCGCAAGCCUAAGGGCAUUGACAACAGAGUGAGGCGUCGCUUUAAAGGCCAAGUCCGUAUGCCCAAAAUUGGUUAUGGCAGUGCGAAACGAACAAAACAUAUUCAUCCGGAUGGUUUCAAGCAUGUGCUGAUCCACAAUGUCAAGGUACAUUCUUUUGGUUUAAAAUCGAUUCUUAGGAGUUGGAGGUUUUAAUGAUGCAGCACAGGACCCAUGCGGCAGUAAUUGCACAUACGGUUGCGCGCAAAAACCGUGUCAAGAUUGUGGAGAGGGCUAAACAGUUAAGCAUCCGAUGCGUUAACCCGAAUAGUGGGUUACGAUCCACUGAAAAUGAAUGAUUCGUGUCGCUAAUAUAUGGCUGUUUACUACUUUUCACUUCAUAUGUUCUUCGGACCUGUUCUCAUUGAGCACUGCACUCCGUGCUCUUCGAGCUCCUGUCGGGGUCUACUACCUGGACAAGGUAUUUGUCUCGUUUACUCCCCUUUUGCCUAUUGGAGUAAUUGACUUAGUUUAGACUGCGUCCCCAACUGUUACAUUGGUUGUAGGAUUUUUUUUGUAGCCGUGCGUUUCUUGUCGGACACGGCGAGGCCGUAUUUAGCACUGACACUGCUCAUGGUAAGGUCCGUUCAAGUCAGUGCGAAGACUUGAUGUUUGUUAUCUUAACUGAUCUUGCUCACUUCGCGGACCAAAUUUAUCUCUACUCGUCUUUUAUAAAAAUCGAAUUACUGGAUGCCGCAGUAAAGUAGUCAAAGUUAUGGGAUCACAAUUUGAUUGCCAGCAAAUUUUAACUUACGACAUCAAGCGACCACGGGAUUACAGUGCAAACGUCCACUGUGUCCCUGACAUUGCAGUGUGCAGACAAGGCAAGAAACGCAGUACCAACAAGCUGUAAAAAACGACGUGACAUGCAUCUCCACCAUAGGAAGGAGUUAUGUAUUCCUAAAUCUGUUGGUUUCCUCCCUCCUGGCGACACUUAAAAAACGUGCUUGCGUAAAGAAGAUACGAAGACUGGACACUGGCGGUUUUGUACCAUUCGUAUGUAAAGCGGAUGGCUUGUCUAGGCUUGUUUACAAUGGAAAGCGGUAGGUUGAGUAUACCUGAAUAAAGGGUCUCAACGUAGUUAAUCCUUCUGACCUCUGCACUAGCUACGUCGAAUGACUUCCUGGAACACCAGGUCCGGACUGGACAUAAGAGCAAAGAUUUUCCGGAAUACCUUAGUGCCUUUCCAGGAUCUAGUAAGGUGACACGAUAAAAUGCUAUAUAAGAAGCAUUCAUAUCUAAAUUUAUCGACACUGUUUUCGGAACUGCACGAAGAUCAAUGGUUGUUGUAUCAAAUAGCCUGUGUCCGAUACGAUAUCUUGCUCUUAUUAUUUUGGGUGUCUGAAGGAAUAAGAAAGUAUUAACGUCGAAGUGCCGAGGUCUCUGGUGCGCGAAAUUGAACACUCUAGGCGAAGGCAUGUUUCGUCUGUGUAUGUACAUCUGACCUGUUGCAUAUUUCGGCACUUCAUUGGGUAGUAUAUAGCAGGCGGGCGAUCGUUUCAUCCUUUCUCGUUCAUUACUGUGAUGCUCGCGUCAUUGCGCAACAGUAACUUCGGAGAGGUCGUAGUCGUUUGAAGAAAUCCACCGUCUGUGCAUCAGCGACGGACCGCGGUAACCGAUUCCAGUCAUUCACAACGCGCGUGGAUAGAGCAAGGAUGGACCGUAAUUGAGCGUCCUUGUUUUGCAUCUUUUCUGUCGGUGGCAUCUAGUCAAACACCCAACGAUGCGAUGGAAGAAUUCCCGCAACUCUCUCCCUAGCUCUCCGCUGAGGAUACGUCGGGUAAAAAUCAAUUCCCCGCGACAGCGACAGUAAUCGGUAGAAAACGUUCAAAUGUCGAAGCCGAAAGAGAUAAGGCAGGUCAGGUGACUCAGAGACAACUUCGAUCUGCGCCGUUGAACCUUUUCAAUCAUUUCACGCUCAAUUUUAGUAACCGAGUUGGAAUCGGACGCACAUGCGAGGUGAACAAGAGUCCAAAGAGUUCCGGUGUCAUGCGGCGAAAUGCUCUUCGGAUGACUUGCAACAUUCUGUAGGCAGCGGCAACCCUCUUCAUGGUGUCCUGAGUGGAUCUUAAGUCUGGGGAGACCUUUACGCCAAGAUCUGUCUCUGAACUGACAUCUAAAGCAAAAAACCACCUGUGGUAAGCGUCGAAUGGUUCGGGAGCGCCAAUUAUCAGGACAGAACACUUAUCUUGAUUAAUGGGUAAGCGCCACUGAAUCGACCGAUUCUGUAAAAGAUCAAGCGUCUCUUGUAAUCAGUCAGCAUCUUCUAAAGAUUAUACCUUCGAUAUCUUUAGAUUAUUCGCGUAAAUCAAGCAAUCCAAAUAAAGCUAAAACGGCAAAUCGUUGAUGAGUAUGUUGAAGAGCACAGAGCCCUGUGGGGCACGGCUGGUCAAAUGUACAAGAUCGGAAUACAUUUCGUUCACUUGCACCAGCGUGGAGCGAUUGUUCAGGAGAUCGGAAAUCCAAGUAAGUUUCCAGUUACGCCGGUUCGUUGGAGUUCAUUGAGUUGUAGAGAGCAGGAGGGAAAUCCCUUGUCAGCCCCAUCGAUUCCGUAUCAUACUGGGUUCGAUGCGUGUCGUUGCAUUACGACGUUCCUCGAGAGUUCGUCGAGAUUGCAGUGACAGCCGCAAGAUUCCAGCAUUCUCAGCGAAUGUUUGUCUAGCAGCCGCUUGAAGCUUUCAUCGGAUAGCGGGUCUGCAAUUUCUUCCGACAGGCUGUUCCACUCAUUCACCACUAGUGGAUAGGGUGACGUCCAUGUAAAUUCUGUGUCUUCUUUACUUAACUAGUUUCCAUAUGUGACCUCGUGCGGAACAGUCAGUGUUGGGUCGGAAGAAUUGUUGUAACUCCAAGUUGUAACUUCCAAGUUCCUCUCAGAGGAUGCAUCUAGUUAGAUGAGAUCACCCCGGCAACGGUGGAGCUCAAGGGAGAACAGAUUUAGCUGCUGGAGUCGAAUGAGGUACGGAAAAUCACGUUGCCCCAGAACAGCUUUCGAUGCACGUCUCUGAACCUUUUCCAGCAGUGCGCAUUCAAAGCGGGUGGAUAGAUGGUAGGCCAUAUUCUAGGACUGGACGGACGUACGAAGGGAACAAAAGUCGAAAAAUAUCAGGAGUCAUUCGAGCGAAUCAACUCCUUAAGGCACCCACCAGUCUCCUUCCAGUAGUCACAUUCAACGUGUCCUGAAUCGUUCUAAGGUCAGAAGUCACGAUAACCCCGAAAUCUCUCUCGUGCGUGGUAUUCCUGAGGAGAAACCCACCAUUGUGGCAUGCACCGUACGGUUCAGUGCUACCCAUUGGGAGAACAGCGCAUUUAUCUUGGUUUACUGGCAAUUCCCACUUGAUGGGCCAUACGUGUUGCUGGUCUAAAGCCCCUUGUAAUCUGUCCGCAUCCUCAAAGCUGAAUACUGUUGACCAUAGCUUGAGGUCAUCGGCGAUUCGAAGUGCAGUCGGCAGAUUGUUAAUGUCCAGUUUGAAGAGCUCUGGUUCAGUUUACUUCAGAUGGGACUGGAACCAUAGGAGAAUCCCGUGAGUGUUCCAUCUUGAGUGGAUCGUUGAGCCAGGAAUUGAUAAAGUGCUCAGUUCUUGAUGGAUCUAAAACGGAACACCCGUAUCGCACCUUGGCCAACCAGUUAAUGCCCACGUUUCCUGCCCUAGCAGUCCUUGCUGUGGCAGUCACGUGAAGUAAGCAAAGGAUAAGAAGAGAAAUCGAAGGUACAGAAUAAGGAAGCGCAUGUAACUAAGAAAAUAAUACCAAUGCGUG
This is a messenger RNA of Dicrocoelium dendriticum, 3935 nucleotides long. The record is from the annotation of a GenBank genome assembly. Lineage: Eukaryota; Metazoa; Platyhelminthes; Trematoda; Plagiorchiida; Dicrocoeliidae.